AUGUACACAUGGGCCCGGCGGGGGCACGAAGCGCUGGAACCCCGCGGCCAUUGUGACACGGCGGACCCGGAGUCUUGUCACCAGGGCGCCGCUGCCACCAACAGCGCCGUCCCCGCUGCCGCCGCCCCACCGCACCGGCCCCGGGCGCCCACCUCGGCCGCGUUCCGCAGCCCCGGGCCCAAGUACGGCAUCCCCGGCGGCAUCGGUGAGUGCGGGGCGGCGGGGCCCGGGGGGCGCCGGGCCCGGGGGCGCCGAGUCCCACCGAGCCCCCGCUCGCCCCCAGGCAGAGACCCCCGCGACCCCUCCGGCCGCCGCGCCCCCGCCUACAGCUUCGGGCUGCGGCUGGGGGGCCCCGAGGAGCCGCGCUCGCCCGGCCCGCAGUACCUGGUGCCCGCCGGCUGCACCGCCCGCGGCCGCGACCGCGGACCCGCCUUCACCAUGGGCGGCCGCGCCCGGGAGAGCCGGGCCAGCAGCACGCCCGGGCCAGCGCAUUAUUUCCCGGAGCGGGCCAACAGGGUGACCCUGCCCUCGGCCCCCGCCUGCUCCAUGCGGGCCCGCAGCCGCACGGACAAAGCCCCGCCGACGCCAGGGUGCGGGGUACAGGCAUCCAGGGGGUGCCAUCAGCCGCCCCUGUCCCCGCAGACCCCCGGACCCAACAACUACGGCGCCGUGGACACCAACGUGUACAUGGCGCGGGCGCCCCGCUGCACCUUGGCGGGGCGGAGCCGCCCCAGCCCGGCCUCCGGAACGCCCGGCCCCAGCGACUACUACCCCAAGCAGGACCGGAGAAAAGGCCAGAGCUUCGGUGUGCGCUACUCGGAGUGCGUGGUCCCCGUGAUGGACCCGCGCCCGUAGGCGGCGGGGACGGGGGGACGCCGGCCGCGUGUGACAAACACGAACCGCAGCAGCACCG
Molecule: messenger RNA, 913 nt
Organism: Lonchura striata (white-rumped munia)
Lineage: Eukaryota; Metazoa; Chordata; Aves; Passeriformes; Estrildidae
Source: RefSeq, a predicted model, not a curated record